AAAUAUUCGGCGCCUUUUCGGCUCACAUCAAGUGGCGUUUCAUACUGUUUUUGAAUCAGCUGCUGUCAGAGUUCGGCACGUGGGUUCGCAGGUAGAAUCACAACACUGAACUCAAUCCUACCGCGGGAUUCAACCAGCUCAUCGUAACAUCGCAGCUCAGGUUCCCCGAAAGUACCGGCGCGAGUGGAUACCAACGGCCGAUAUACUGUCUACGUACCGAAUCAGAUCAGGCAUAACGAAGAACGUGAACAUUGGCGAGAUCCAAAGAGUCAUGUCUUCAUCAGCACCAACUACCCGGAUGAGACUCCGUAGAAAGUGUGAGGCAGGUUCAUCGGGCAUCCAAGAUCCUCCAGCAGAGACCAGUGGAUCUUCAGGAACUUCAUCCAGGAAUGAAUCCAAGAGAGCGCCGACAAGAAGGGGGAAGCAGGCUGCAGUUGAAACCAAGACAACAAUGACAACAAGACGUCGGGGAAAGAAGGUGAUUGCAGAAGAUGAUAUUGAUGCAGCGGAAGGCAAGAAUGAGGCCUCAACAUCCAAAGCCAAAGGAGAGAAGAAAGGAAGGAAGAGGGGUGGGGCCAGGGUAGUGGAAGAUCUGCAGAACGCCAAGCCUGAUUUAAUGACAGAAGAGCCCAUGGAUACACGCAGCGAUCCAUCCAGUGAUGAGUUUCAGGCAAAUGCAGAACUGUUGCCACCAGAAUCUAAGAUGGAUUCGCAAGGAAAACGUCAAGGGAAAGGAAAGGGUGGGAAGACAAGUGAUUCUGAGAGCAGUCUUUCCAAUCAAACAGAUCCAAAGGAAAAGGUUUCAACUAAGGCAGGUAGGUCAAAGGUAGCUGUAAAAGUUGCCAAACUGGAUCCAGAACCAUUCUUAGAGGAGAGGGAUGCUGUUGAGCAUAAACUGCCAGUGAAACGACAGAGAAGAACUAAAGCAACUUUGACAGAUGUUAAGGAGGAAAAGGAUCAGGAGUCGAAUGAUGCUGAACCAAAAGUAGAAGUGACAGCCAAGAAUGGACAGCAAAAGAAAUCCACCAAGGGCAAGGGAAAGAAAGUUACAUUCAAGUCAAAAUCUGCAAGCUUAGAUGACAAAGAUGUUAAAACUGAAUCCUUGGUGGAACACUCUAACAUUAUGGCAGUUGCAGAUAAUGGUGUCCUCACUACUUACGAGAAGUGUGUUGGAGCUCAUUGCAGUAUUGCAGGUGGUUUAUGGAAAGCAGUCAAUGAUGCUGUGUCCAUUGGUGCAAAAUCCUUUGCCCUCUUCCUGCGCUCCCAACGUCAGUGGCAGGCCAAGCCCUUGGAAGAUGAUAAUGCUGCAAAGUUCCGGGAAGCUUGUACCAAACAUGGUUACCCUCCUCACCUGAUUCUACCCCAUGGAUCCUAUCUGUUGAACUGUGGCUCCCCAAAUCCUGCAACAUUGUCCAAGAGCAGAGACUCCUUGGUGGAUGAGUUGACUCGAUGUCAGAAGCUUGGGCUUACCCUCUACAACUUCCAUCCAGGAUCAACUUGUGGGGACAUCUCAAUUGAAGAAUGUCUAGAUAAGAUAGGUGAAAGCAUCAAUCUAGCCCUUGACAAGACAUCUGGAGUUACUGCAGUGAUAGAGAACAUGAGUCGUCAAGGUCAUACCAUCGGUGGUCAAUUUGAGGAGCUACGAGGAAUCAUUGAUCGGGUCAAAGAUAAAAGCAGGAUAGGAGUAUGUCUGGAUACAUGCCAUGCGUUUGCAGCCGGAUAUGACCUCUCAACAGAAUCUGGUUUCAAGAAAAUGAUGGCAGACUUUGAGAAGAUCAUUGGCUUCCAGUACCUGAAAGGUGUCCAUCUCAAUGAUUCUAAAGGAGAGGUAGGUUGUCAUCUAGAUCGUCAUGAGAACAUAGGCAAGGGAAACAUUGGGUUGGAUGGAUUCAGACGGGUGAUGAAUGAUCCACGAUUUAAUAACAUUCCUCUCAUCUUGGAAACGCCCAUCGAAUACGGGUAUGCUGAAGAGAUCAAGACGCUGUAUUCACUCGUCGAUUAAACGGAGCCCAAAUGUUGGCUGAAAAUUAUGGUAUGUUUGUUAGACUUCCAAAUAUAUCCUAAUGUUCCAUAAACUGCAUAAUACUCUAUAACCUGCAUUACAACGUACUUCAUUUGAAGCAUGAACUGAAUUAUUAGGGAGCUAUCAAACUAGCAUGGGGGGCUGAUAGUCAUGUAAUACUGUAAAAUGAUCUUUCAUGGAGUUUGGGAAGGUUUGGUCUGCCAUUGUAGUCUAGAAGUUGAUUUUUCCACUGAAACAGUAUUAUCACAACCUUAAAGGGGGUAUCCAACUUUUUAAUCUUUUAAUGAAGGCAGUAAAUGAGAGAAACAUACAAAUAAAGAUCAGAAAAAUCUUUCAAGGCAUAAAACAGUUCUGUAUUAAAUUAUAAAUGAUGACAUUGCUACUAAAUGUAAGUUGCCCAGACAUUGUUCUGCAUGAAUGUUUAGUACUACAAUAAUCCACCAUUCUUUUAGAGAAAGAAGGAAACAUUUUACCUUUGUAUCAAACAAAUAUUCUUUAAGACACAAUUAUAUUUUCUUCGUUCAUCAUGAACCAUUUAUAAUUUACAAUGUAUGCAAUGUAUAGUAAAAGCAACUUACAAAUUAUGUCACAAAAA
This is a messenger RNA of Lytechinus variegatus (green sea urchin), 2618 nucleotides long. RefSeq names its product apurinic-apyrimidinic endonuclease-like. Bases 272 to 2002 code for a protein of 576 amino acids. Gene Ontology annotation, molecular function: DNA binding; zinc ion binding; DNA-(apurinic or apyrimidinic site) endonuclease activity. The transcript has 8 exons. The record is from RefSeq and is a predicted model, not a curated record. Gene Ontology annotation, biological process: base-excision repair. Gene Ontology annotation, cellular component: mitochondrion; nucleus. Lineage: Eukaryota; Metazoa; Echinodermata; Echinoidea; Temnopleuroida; Toxopneustidae.